AUGAAUCGUUUUAUGACGGAUGUAUUGGAAGGUUCGGAGUUUCGAGAUUCGGAGGGACACAACAACGUUAAAAAAAUACGAAAACGACUUGUUGGCGUCACAAUUCUCAGAGAUUGGAUCGAAUCCUCCUCAUCCUCCUCAUCCUCCACUAUUAUUCAUACACAAAUGCAAUCAAAAUCAGGCCAUGAUGAUCCUUCUCUUCAAUAUGUUGGCCAUUCUGGAAAGGCUUACAUGUUGGUAGAAAAGAAAUCUUCCACCACAUUAUCCCAUCAUGGAUCACCAUCAUCAAACACUCAAAUGGUGAAAUGUAGUAUUCGGUUGAAGGAAGGAAAAAGCCUUUUAGUGAAAAAACAGUCGGAACAUACAUUAACGUUUAAAAUUACACCUUUUACGUGUGCCAAAUAUACAGUACUCUCAUCGGGUGUUCAACGAGUGCUUGUCUCUGUAUCGGAAUUAUCGGUGAAUGAGAGUUUUACAACAUCUUCUACAGUUUCUCCUUCAUCUUCUUCUGCCAAACAAAGUUAUUUUGUACCAGAAUUACAAUUUAUAUUUGGUUCGGAAGAAGAGUCCAAAGAAUGGUGUGACAAAAUUAUGAAUAAUGUUUAUUGUCUAUGUGCUGAACUUGUUACAAGCAAAAUUCAGAAAGAUAUUCAAACACGAGCGGUGUCACCCACACAAGAAGUGGUUCCGAAAAUGAAAACAAGUAUUAUGGAAGGUUAUCUCAUCCGAAAAAAUCAAAAACAUCAUAUCAAAACCUAUCAAAAACCAUCCGUAAUAUUUGCAGAAUUAUCAAACAAACAGUUACUAUUUUAUACAUCACAUAAAAAGUCAAAGGUGGCAGAUGUUAUUGGAUGCAGGGUAGACUUUACACGAGAGAGAUUCUUUGUGGAACAUUUAAAAAUUGGAUCAACGACAGCUCAAAAAAACAAUAUUCAUCAAUUAGCAUUUACUUUAGAAGUCACAAAUGAACAAGAACCAAGAGAAAGCUUUGCUUGUCCAUCAAUUUCAGAAGCUCAAAAAUGGAUGUCCACACUUGGAACUCCAUCUUCUCCGGAGCUAACUGUUAAAACAGAUGGUUUUGAUUACCAUUUAGAAUCAGAUGGUGAUGAAAAAGAUGAAGAAAAAUUAUCUGAUGGCGGUGAAGAAAAUAGUGAGGAAAUUGAUGAAGAAUUGGCCAUGCUAUUGGGGCUUGGAAGUGACAGUGGCACCGUGGUCAUUCAUCAAGACGUUCCCACAAAAGAGGACGUUGUUGGAGAUGCAGUGUUGGAAACAGGAGAGCCUGAUAUCUUUGGAAAAGGAAAGAAAGGAAAUGUGUUUGGAGAUUCAUUUUGGAAACCACCUCCUUCCUCAGCAACCACUAAAACUCCUCCAAAACCAAAACUUUCUGAAACUGAAAUGCUUAAACAACGAAUUGCUGAGCUUGAGAAAUUAUUGGAAGAAAAAACGAAGGAAUGUGAAAAUUUGAAACAACAGCUGUCGCAACAACAAAAUGCUAAUGUUUGCUAA
Molecule: messenger RNA, 1506 nt
Organism: Naegleria fowleri
Lineage: Eukaryota; Heterolobosea; Eutetramitea; Acrasida; Naegleriidae
Exons: 2
Coding region: 1-1506 (501 amino acids)
Source: RefSeq, a predicted model, not a curated record